Messenger RNA from Cynoglossus semilaevis (tongue sole), 542 nucleotides. RefSeq names its product multidrug resistance-associated protein 1-like. The annotation marks the transcript as partial. Gene Ontology annotation, molecular function: ATP binding; glutathione transmembrane transporter activity; ABC-type xenobiotic transporter activity. Gene Ontology annotation, cellular component: basolateral plasma membrane. NCBI's taxonomy places the organism in Eukaryota, Metazoa, Chordata, Actinopteri, Pleuronectiformes, Cynoglossidae. The record is from RefSeq and is a predicted model, not a curated record. The transcript has 2 exons. Gene Ontology annotation, biological process: xenobiotic transport; glutathione transmembrane transport.
UGGCCGUCUUCGGUUACUCCCUGGCCAUGUCCAUCGGGGGGAUCCUGGCGUCGCGUUUCCUUCACCAGUCCCUGCUGUUUGACAUCCUGCGUUCACCCAUGUCCUUCUUCGAGCGGACGCCCAGUGGCAACCUGGUCAACCGCUUUUCCAAGGAGAUGGACACCAUUGACUCGAUGAUCCCCAACAUAAUCAAGAUGUUCAUGGGUUCGAUGUUCAACGUGAUGAGCGCUUGUAUCGUCAUCCUCAUCGCCACACCGCUGGUGGCCAUCUUCAUUCCCUUCCUGGGCCUGCUCUACUUCUUCGUGCAGAGGUUUUACGUGUCGUCCUCUCGUCAACUGAAGCGUCUGGAGUCGGUCAGCCGCUCGCCCAUCUACUCUCACUUCAAUGAAACGCUGUUGGGCACCUCCGUGAUCCGAGCCUUCGGAGAACAGAAGCGCUUCAUCUCUGAGAGUGACCACAGGGUGGACCACAAUCACCAGGCGCACUACCCCAGCAUUGCAGCCAACAGGUCAGGGCUCUGCUCGGUUAAGGGGGGUGCAGUU